AAGCAUUCUAGUUCUCUUUACUCUGUUUGCUACUGAACUUCUUUACUUUUGGUCUGAGAGAAGGUGUGGCUGUGUGGACUGCUGGUGUGGAAAGCGUAUGGAAUUGCUCUGGUUCGCUUCUUUUGUAAAUAUUACAUUCAAAAAAAACAAAACCAGUUGAAGAUUUCUUGUGUUCAAGUGUUCAAACCAUUCCUAGCGGCUAGCAGCUCCUUCAUAAAAAGGAAAAGCUGAUUGUGGGUGGCAUCUGGGCUCCUAGUUUUUUUUUAACUUUUCAGUUCAAUGGAGAGGAGAGCGGAUGGUGUUUUGUGUUUUGUGGCUUUCUUGUGCUUAUGGACUUCAGCAACUGGUUUGCUUUCUCCCAAAGGUGUCAACUAUGAAGUUCUAGCUUUGAUGGGCAUCAAAGAUUCUCUGGAGGAUCCUCAUAAUCUUCUGGAAAAUUGGGAUGAGACUGCUGUGGAUCCAUGUAGCUGGACCAUGGUCACUUGCUCUCCUGAUGGUUUGGUCAUUGGCCUAGGAACUCCAAGCCAGAACUUGUCCGGUACCUUGUCACCUAACAUUGGCAACUUGAAAAAUCUCCAGUUUGUGCUCCUGCAGAACAACAAUAUAUCAGGACCAAUCCCCUCUGAGAUUGAGAAACUCCGAAAGCUUCGCACACUUGAUCUUUCUAAUAACAACUUCACCGGUCAACUUCCCAAUAAUCUAUUCCUCCUGAAAAACCUUCAAUACCUGCGGCUAAACAAUAACAGUCUCUCUGGAGUUUUUCCUCCAGCUUUGGCUAAUAUGACCCAGCUUUCUUUCGUGGAUCUGUCUUAUAACAAUUUGAGUGGUCCUGUACCCAAGUUGCAUGUCAAGUCAUUCAAUGUUGUUGGAAACUCCUUGAUAUGUGCCACCGGAACUGAGAAGGAUUGUUUUGGAACGACAUCAUUGCUACCUUCUUUCGCCUCGAAUUAUUCGUCAAACUCUCAAAAUCCCGGAACAACUAAGAGACAAAAAACUGCCUUAGCCUUUGGUUCAAGCUUAGGGUGCAUCUGCCUGUUAAUUCUUGGGUUUGGUUUCCUGCUUUGGUGGAGGCAACGGCACAACCAGCAAAUAGUCUUUGAUGUUUUUGAACAACAUCAUGAAGAACUUUGCCUUGGAAACUUAAGGAAAUUUCAGCUCAGAGAACUACAGAUUGCUACAAGCAACUUUAGCAGCAAGAACCUGAUUGGAAAGGGUGGUUUCGGUAAUGUCUAUAAAGGGUGUCUUCAAGAUGGUACAGUAGUAGCAGUGAAAAGGCUCAAAGAUGGAAAUGCCAUUGGGGGUGAGGUCCAAUUUCAAACGGAAAUUGAGAUGAUCAGUCUAGCAGUGCACAGGCAUCUUCUCCGGCUCUCUGGAUUUUGUAUGACUUCCACGGAGAGGCUUUUGGUUUACCCGUACAUGUCGAAUGGGAGUGUUGCUUCCCGUCUCAAAGUAAAACCAGCACUGGAUUGGGGGACAAGGAAAAGAAUUGCCUUGGGAGCUGCAAGGGGUUUGUUAUACUUGCAUGAGCAGUGUGAUCCAAAGAUAAUUCACAGGGAUGUGAAAGCUGCAAACAUAUUGCUUGACGACUUCUGCGAGGCUGUGGUAGGAGAUUUUGGACUUGCAAAGUUGUUGGAUCACCAGGAUUCACAUGUGACAACAGCCGUGAGAGGCACUGUGGGGCAUAUAGCUCCAGAGUAUCUCUCCACAGGCCAGUCCUCUGAGAAAACAGAUGUUUUUGGGUUUGGGAUCCUUCUGCUUGAGUUAAUAUCUGGGCAAAGAGCUCUUGAGUUUGGGAAAACUGCAAACCAGAAAGGAGCCAUCCUUGAAUGGGUGAAGAAAAUUCAUCAGGAACAGAAGCUUGAAAUGCUAGUUGACAAGGACUUGAAAAGCAACUAUGAUCCAAUAGAGCUUGAAGAAACAGUUCGAGUUGCUUUGUUAUGUACUCAAUACCUUCCAAGUCACAGACCAAAGAUGUCUGAAGUGGUACGAAUGCUAGAAGGAGAUGGUCUUGCGGAAAAAUGGGAAGCUUCUCAGAGAGCUGAAUCAACUAGAUGCAGAGCCAAUGAAUUCUCCUCUUCGGAGCGAUACUCUGAUCUCACUGUUGACUCUUCUGUGCUUGGCCAAGCAAUGGAGCUCUCUGGACCCAGGUGACAUGUAUGGUUGUGAAAUGCAGAGAAAGUAUGAAAGCAAGAGUCAAUAGCACAUUUAUUUUCCAUGAAUUUGGGAGGGGAAAAAAUAAAAUCCCAGUGGAAAUGAGUUGGUUGUAUAUUAGAAUCAUUGAAGCCUUGAAGAGUCGUGUUUAUUUCUUACUGUACAGAAUCUGAUUUGGGAAACCGACGUCGAGAAUUUGUUGGCAAGAAUAA
Molecule: messenger RNA, 2363 nt
Organism: Juglans regia (Persian walnut)
Lineage: Eukaryota; Viridiplantae; Streptophyta; Magnoliopsida; Fagales; Juglandaceae
Product: protein NSP-INTERACTING KINASE 2-like
Exons: 11
Coding region: 280-2151 (623 amino acids)
Biological process (GO): protein phosphorylation
Molecular function (GO): protein kinase activity; protein binding; ATP binding
Source: RefSeq, a predicted model, not a curated record